Molecule: messenger RNA, 2578 nt
Organism: Anguilla rostrata (American eel)
Lineage: Eukaryota; Metazoa; Chordata; Actinopteri; Anguilliformes; Anguillidae
Product: tropomyosin alpha-3 chain-like
Exons: 8
Coding region: 673-1419 (248 amino acids)
Biological process (GO): actin filament organization; muscle contraction
Cellular component (GO): actin filament
Molecular function (GO): actin filament binding
Source: RefSeq, a predicted model, not a curated record
ACCGGAAGUUAGCUGAAAGGAGGAAGAAAAGAGAGAGGUGAUUGAGCGGUUAAGGGGAGGAUUGUAAAAUCGCUUCCAAUAUUUUUUUCCCCAAACGGUUAGCUAAAUUUCGAAAAUACGUACAUUCAGACAUUAUUUGAUACGUAUUUUUCAAGUCAAUUGCAUUUUAUUCCGUUAAUAAAAAUAUAUAUUUUAGUUAGCCUCAACUUCGGUAGCUAACGGGUUAGGCGGUGAGCUAAGUAGAUAUCGCGAUACCAUAGACAUUUAGUUAUUAGCUAUCAAAAAAGUAACCAGAGUUUACACCUCAGUAAUUGGGAGGAUUGGGGGUUACCCUCAAGAAAGCGAAAGACAACGCAUAGAUUCCUGGUUUAAGUUAAAGCGAAAGCUAGUUAACUAACGUUAGUUUGCUGGCUUCCCUAAGUGAUCUGAAGAGACGAGAGAGGCUCAGAUUUUCUAGUUUUGACUCGUUGGCGGGGCGUUGCUGCCUUGUCGGUAAAGCCUACCCUUGAAUUGGAAAAUUAGAUCGCUAGCUAGCUAACUCUGAAAGUGGACAGCAGUUCUGUUUUUCCCACACCGAUCUUAAAUUCCAGCAGUAAAGCUUGAUAACAUUCCGUUUUUGGUUUGUUUAUUACAAGUAAUAAUUUUCAGCAAAACACCCACAAUUAAUAGAAAAUGGCCGGGGUGAACAGCGUCGAAGCGGUGAAGCGAAAGAUUAAAGUUCUGCAGCAACAGGCAGAUGAAGCUGAGGAGAGAGCCGAGAAUUUGCAGAGACAGGUCGAAGAAGAGAAACGGAAAAGGGAACAGGCCGAGGCAGAGGUGGCCUCCCUGAACAGGCGUAUCCAGCUGGUGGAGGAGGAGCUGGACCGGGCCCAGGAGAGGCUGGCCACGGCGCUGCAGAAGCUGGAGGAGGCGGAGAAGGCCGCGGACGAGAGCGAGAGAGGCAUGAAGGUGAUUGAGAACAGGGCCCUGAAGGAUGAGGAGAAGAUGGAGAUGCAGGAGAUCCAGCUUAAGGAGGCCAAGCACAUCGCUGAGGAGGCCGACCGCAAGUACGAGGAGGUGGCCCGGAAGCUGGUGAUCAUCGAGGGAGACCUGGAGCGCACGGAGGAGAGGGCAGAGCUGGCGGAGGCCAAAUGUGCCGAAUUGGAGGAGGAGCUGAAAAAUGUCACCAAUAACUUAAAAUCCCUGGAGGCUCGAGCUGAAAAGUACUCUCAGAAGGAAGACAAGUAUGAAGAAGAGAUCAAAAUCCUGACCGACAAACUCAAAGAGGCGGAGACCCGUGCUGAGUUUGCCGAGAGGUCAGUGGCAAAGCUGGAGAAGACCAUCGACGACCUGGAAGAGAGGCUGGCUAACGCCAAGGAAGAGAAUAUCAAGAUCCAUGCCACCCUGGACCAGACCCUGGAGGACCUCAACAGCUUCUGAACCCCCUGGAGCUGGGGACUGUCCCUCUGCUCCCUCUCUCCCUCGUCUAUUCACUACCCAUUCACACCCCAUAUCCCCCACCUUGUCCUGUCUGUUGGGUGAGUGUGUUUGGGUAGGAAGGGGUAAGGGGAUAGUAUUUCUUUUUGGUGAAGGGAGCAUUGAAAACAGUCCAAACCUUGACCGGCAUUCUGUGCCUGUGUCCUCACAAUCUGAUUACAUUCAUCUGCACCCCUGGUCCUCCCAGCUUCUUGUGUAUACGCAUCCCACCAUGAACCAAAUCAACAGUAGACAUCCCACAUUUGAAGGCUGCUGAUGGACCCAUCCCAACAACUGUGCACUAAAAUCACCACCGGACUUUGAUUUGUCCAUUUUGAUUGCUCCAUGUUGACUUCUUUGGCUGAUGAGUAUGUUCUUCAGUAUUGAGGCUCUUUGAGUCUGCUUUUCAAGUCCUCCUUCAUUCAUGUGAAUGGGAGGAUGGGAAUUGCUCGGGAAGAUAAUUUUUAUUGGGAAAAGCUCUUAAUAGCCAAAUGUUCUGUACAUCUCCACCAAAAUAUGGGCCUGGUAACAUACUGGAUUACGACAUUUAACCCAUUGCUGUUCCUGACCUACACUACCCCUGCACCCCCAAAUGCUUCUCAUUCCUGUCCCUACGCUACUUCUAUGAGCCAUUAUACCCUGGACCUCCUUUUUUUAUAAGUACCAUUUCGGCCAUGUGUACAUGCAUUACUGUGCCAACCGAUUGGGACCAUGACCAUGUUACCUUAGUUGUGUAUGUUGCAUUAUAGAGGUACAGGGGGACCACUUGUUCUUAUAAGGGAGCUAUUUCUAAAGUUUACUUGCAUGAAGUUUCUUUUUUUUUUUUUUCUUUUGAUCCAUGUUCCAAAAAGGGCCAAUAUCUCAAAAUACUGUACUAACAUGGAACGGUUUUAUUUUCACCUGCCCUCCGCCGCCUACAAAUUUCAUAAGGGAAAAUGGAGGAGGGGGGUGUCGAGACGAAGCGUAGCCCAGUGAUCAAUUUAUCAAAACAUUUUAGGGAUUAAAUAGGGACAUUCUUAGCCUUUGUCCUCCUUCUACCAGCUGAUAUUUUAGGAUGAGAGCAGGGAAAAGGAGGGGGAGGGCUGUACGAAAUUUCAAAAAAAAAAAAAAAAACUGCCAAAUU